AUGAAGCUUUCCAUCAUCGCCUCCAUCGUCUCCAGCGCCGGGAUUGUUGCUGCCGCUGCUGUUGCGGCUCCGUCUUCUGCCACCUGCGUUGCCUAUGAUGGCAUUUGCUUCCUGAACGGCAUAGACUACGGCGCCUGCUGUGACGACGGCAUCUGCGCCGGCUCCCGCUGCCGUGACCCCAAGACCCUGAUCCCGGCGGAGCCCACGGCCACCCCUGAGCCUACCUGUGUUCCCUACAACGGCAUAUGUUUCCUGAACGGCAUAGACUACGGCGCUUGCUGCGACGACGGCAUCUGCGCCGGCUCCCGCUGCCGCGACCCCAAGACCUUGACUCCAGUUGAGCCCACGCCCACUGCUGAGCCUAGCUGCGUCCCCUACGACGGCGUCUGCUUCCAGGGUGGCAUAGACUAUGGCGCCUGCUGCGACGACGGUAUCUGCGCUGGCAGCCGCUGCCGCGACCCCAAGACUCUCGGCGCCGAACCUACGGCGCAAGCCGAUUCUUGA
This is a messenger RNA of Cordyceps militaris CM01, 504 nucleotides long. RefSeq lists its product as uncharacterized. The coding region runs from base 1 to 504 and encodes 167 amino acids. NCBI's taxonomy places the organism in Eukaryota, Fungi, Ascomycota, Sordariomycetes, Hypocreales, Cordycipitaceae. The record is from RefSeq and is a predicted model, not a curated record. The transcript is spliced from 4 exons.